AUAAAAGAAGAACGUGUAGAAAAACAGUUGAAAGAGUCUGAAACGUGGACGGAUCGGGAAUCUGUGGAGACGGGUUGUCAGACGGACGGACCGGCGGUGUUGGACGUCCGGUCGGAACCGCUGAAGAUGGCGGUCAUUAAGCCGGACAGUGCGGAUCGGGACGCUCUGGAGGAUCGGGAUCCGAAUAACUUGAAUACGCAUGUGCAGAUAGUAUGGGACGACAUAAUAGGCGAGCCAGAAGGCGCGCGCAGCCCAGAAUGCGCAUGGAGACUCAGCCAUGCGUGCUUCAGGCAUACUCGGAACUGGUGCUACACUAUAAUGGCUGUGAUUAUAGCACCGCCGUGUGCACUAAUACUGGGCUGCGGCUUUGCCUGUCUUGCCUUUGAGCAAAUCUGGUGCACCGGACCAUGUCUACGCUGCGUGAAGAUCUACUUCGCUUCAUUCCGUACAAUCGUGCAAUCCUGCAUGGCUGCCACUGUGGUACCCACUUGCGAAGCCAUCGGCCAUAUUUGUCGGCAUAUCCGCGUUAACUUCAGAAAAGAGGCCCCGGAUGAUAAUGAUAUGCUUGUCGUUUAAAUUUAAAACGGCCCUAU
Messenger RNA from Cydia amplana, 593 nucleotides. Its product is annotated as caveolin-3-like. The transcript has 3 exons. Gene Ontology annotation, cellular component: plasma membrane; caveola. Lineage: Eukaryota; Metazoa; Arthropoda; Insecta; Lepidoptera; Tortricidae. Gene Ontology annotation, biological process: caveola assembly. The record is from RefSeq and is a predicted model, not a curated record. Gene Ontology annotation, molecular function: molecular adaptor activity. The coding region runs from base 127 to 576 and encodes 149 amino acids.